This is a messenger RNA of Alligator mississippiensis (American alligator), 1290 nucleotides long. RefSeq names its product delta like canonical Notch ligand 3 (gene DLL3). The transcript is spliced from 6 exons. The coding region runs from base 1 to 1146 and encodes 381 amino acids. The record is from RefSeq and is a predicted model, not a curated record. Gene Ontology annotation, biological process: establishment or maintenance of epithelial cell apical/basal polarity; heterophilic cell-cell adhesion. Gene Ontology annotation, molecular function: calcium ion binding. Gene Ontology annotation, cellular component: protein-containing complex; plasma membrane. Lineage: Eukaryota; Metazoa; Chordata; Crocodylia; Alligatoridae.
AUGGUGGCGCUGUGCCCACCCGGCUGCAGCGAGACCCCGCCCCCUGCCUGGAGCCUGGCGGGUGUUGGCGGGCCGCGGGUGCGAGGACUGCAGGAUCGGGCCCUGCCGCCGCCCAGGGGGGUGUGGGUGCCCGGAGGGGGCACCCUGCCCUGCCCACCCACCCCCGCGCCCGCCCCGGACCCCCCCUGCGCCAGCCGUCCCUGCGCCCACGGCGGCACUUGCCAGGAGCUGGAGGGCUCCUUCGCCUGCCGCUGCCCCCCCGGCUUCGCGGGCCGCACGUGCGAGCGCGGCGCCCCGGCCUGCGCGGCGCGGCCCUGCUUCAAUGGGGGCAGCUGCGCGCCGCGGCCCGGGGGCGCCUACACCUGCCGCUGCCCCCCCGGCUUCGCCGGCUCCAACUGCGAGCGGCGCCUGGACCGUUGCGCCCCGCGGCCCUGCCUGCACGGUGGCCACUGCCUGGACCUGGGCCGGAGCCUGCUGUGCAAAUGCCGCCCGGGCUUCACGGGGCCCCGGUGCGAGGAGAACGUGGAUGACUGCGCCGGGAGCCCCUGCGCCAACGGGGGCACCUGCCUGGACGGGGUGGGCAGCUACAGCUGCUCCUGCACCCUGGGCUACGGGGGCCGGGACUGCAGCCAGCGCGUUGGCGCCUGCGGCUCCAGCCCCUGCCUCAACGGCGGCGCCUGCUACACCCACUUCUCCGGCCACGUCUGCCGGUGCCCGGCCGGCUACAUGGGCGCCCGCUGCGAGUUCGAGGUCCCACGCCCCCCCCAGGACGCCGGCCCCGCCGCCUUGGCCCUCUCCGGCGCCCUGAUGCUGGCGGCGCUGGCCGUGGCAGGGGGUCUGGUGGGGGCCACGGCCUGGUGCUGGUGCCACCGGGGGGUUCGGGGGGCAGCCAGCCCCUGCCAGGGCCUGGGGACCAUCAGCAACCUCCUUGCCCCCUUCAAGGGGCCCCCCCAGGACCCCGGUGUCCGGGACCUGCUGGGCUCCAAGCAGGAGCUGCUGGAAGGCCCCGGUGACGGGAAGAAGCUGGAGAAGACCCCGGGGCCGGGGGAGUCGCGCGGCCUUGCCGGGCUCCCCGCCCCGGGCGCCGUCCGGCCCGUGCUGCCCCCGCACCCGCCGCGGCUGCCUGUCUUCACCACGGAGGUGUGAGGCCUGGCCCCCCGGACCGCCGGCGGCGGGACCCAGCGGCGCUCCCGGAUCCCAAGCGCUUCCCGAACCUCUCGUCACUUCCUGCUAUUUUUUUAUAAGAGAAAAAAUAUUUAAUAUUUAUUUUUGCUGCUGGGGGGGCGGGGG